AUGGCAGUCAAACGCAGAGCAUCAGAUGAUGCCGCAAGAGUCUCCCCCAAGAGGACACGCAUGAGCAGGUGUCGGCCCAUGACGUCGCCCAACCACGAUAUUUCGUCGUCCUCACCAGGCGUUACCGGUACGGACCAGAGACACGAGUGGGAUUCAGAAUCAGAGGAUUCUGCAGACUACAAGAUUAAUUACACCGACAAUGGCACGCGUCGAGCAGAUAGCGAGGCCCGCCGCCAGUGGAACUAUAUUUGCCCGGUGGAGAGCUGCGCACAACGUUUUAAUCGACCCUGCCGUCUUGAGGCUCACAUGCGAAGCCACAACAAGGAGCGGCCCUUUGCUUGCACUGCUGCAGGCUGCGACAAGACUUUCCCUCGAAAGGAUCAUCUUCAAAGGCACAUCAAAAACGCGCAUGGCGACCCCGUUAUCGAAAGAUCAUACACAUGCGAAUGGAAGGGUUGUGGGAAGAGUUUCACCUCGAAUGGCCGACUCCAGCGACACAAGGACGUCCAUGAGUCCAAGUUCUACUGCACCGAGUACCCGCCCUGCAACGAGCAUUUUCGGAAAGCCAAGGCAUUGACAGCACACGUCAAGAGCCAGCACUUGGAAAUCAAGCCCUACCCUUGUACAUUUGUCGACCCUGAGACGGGUGACAAGUGCAAAAGCGGGUUUCAAACCGAAGCAGCCUUGCGAAAACAUUUGAGCAGACUCCAUUCAGAAGGACAGGAGGGGUGUCAUGUCUGCUUGCUCUGCAUGCCAGCUGGCGUCGACUUCGAGACGCAGGACGAGCCAAGUGCGACUAGCACCAGCCAGAUGGGGCCUGUCUCUUUUGCCAGCAAUGAGGAGCUGGUAGCACAUACCGAGGAAUGCCAUCCACCAGUGUGCACAGAGUGCGGCCAGAAAUUCAAAAACGCCGGCACUCUCAAAUCUCACAUUGACACUGUACAUACCGAUCCUGCAGAGCAACCACAGUUCACUUGCCCGAGACCAGACUGUGACAGUGUCUUCAACCGCCGCCACAAUCUCACCGUGCACAUCCAAACCGUCCACGAACAGCAAUUCCGCUACUUCUGCAACCCCGACGCCCUCCAGCAGUCCAAGCACGCGGACCUGCAGGCCUGGGACGGCGCAAACGCAUGCGGGGCCGCCUUCAAGGCCAAAUCCUCGCUCGACCAACACGUCCGCACCCACCACCUCGGUCUCGGGAACCGCAAGCAACUCCGCAAGGCCGCCAAAUCCAAGAAGAAGGCCGAGCCCUCCCUGCUCACCCUCCUCACCGGCGUCGGCUAUGACAAUGGAAGAGACGUCGCCUGCCUCGUUCCCUCGUGCGAAUUCCGCUUCUACAUGGAUCGCGAUCUGCGCCGCCACCUCCGCGCCGCUCACCACCUCCCCGACGACGAAAUCGAGGAGCUGAUUAUGCAGCGCAACGCCUUGACCGGCGGACCCUUUUGGAUCGGCGGCCUCGACGACGCUCAGCCCGGUCCUUUGGACUCUGCGGACCCCAGUAUGCCGCAGACGCCUACACCGUACUUUGUCCACGGCGCGCCCCUGUCCAUGCUGGAUCGGGAUCAGGAUCAAACUCAGACUCUGCCUUUUUGUGCUGUAUCCGCUGCUCCUACACCCCCGACAAAACAGCAAGACUCGCUCUCCCAGUAUUACAACACCCAGUUGCAUCCCCUGGCCAUGCUGGAUCCCGACGAGGACGCGGAUCUGGAUCUCGCCAUGGGUUUGACGGGUUUGGGGGCUCCGCUUGAGGCCCAGGAUGGGACGUUGUGGGAUGCGUUGGCGCCGGUGGAGCGGUUUAAUGGUGGUGGGGGGGAGUGA
This is a messenger RNA of Plenodomus lingam JN3, 1821 nucleotides long. RefSeq lists its product as uncharacterized. Gene Ontology annotation, cellular component: nucleus. Gene Ontology annotation, molecular function: DNA-binding transcription factor activity, RNA polymerase II-specific; RNA polymerase II cis-regulatory region sequence-specific DNA binding. NCBI's taxonomy places the organism in Eukaryota, Fungi, Ascomycota, Dothideomycetes, Pleosporales, Leptosphaeriaceae. Gene Ontology annotation, biological process: regulation of transcription by RNA polymerase II. The record is from RefSeq and is a predicted model, not a curated record.